Molecule: messenger RNA, 3898 nt
Organism: Suricata suricatta (meerkat)
Lineage: Eukaryota; Metazoa; Chordata; Mammalia; Carnivora; Herpestidae
Gene: ZDHHC3
Product: zinc finger DHHC-type containing 3
Exons: 9
Coding region: 518-1630 (370 amino acids)
Biological process (GO): peptidyl-L-cysteine S-palmitoylation; protein targeting to membrane
Cellular component (GO): endoplasmic reticulum; Golgi apparatus
Molecular function (GO): protein-cysteine S-palmitoyltransferase activity
Source: RefSeq, a predicted model, not a curated record
UGGGACCCUUUGCUGGUUGGUCUGCCUAGCAUGGGUGGGCUUUCUCUCCGAAAAAGCAGCAUGCUGGAACUUGCCUCCCCACCACCAGAAGCAUUCCCCACCAGAAGCAGAUUUUAGGGACCCAAUCUUAGGGUGGCUUUCCUGGUUGAAGUUUGGCAUCCCCCCUGCUUCCUAGGUUGAGGCAGGAUUAGCCUUCCAAAUGUUGGCUGGUGUUCAGCCAGGGCCCCACCUGAGAGGACAGAAUGCUUAAGUUCAGGCCUGUGGCCCAUGGACGCUGCCACACGUGGCCCACCCAGUAGUGCCACCUCUGCGUAACCAUGUAUGGGCAAGAGAGCCGACAUGUUUUGUUGAAGGUUGAAUAUGUCAGAAGACAAGAGGCAGGCAGAGUGUGACAGACCCCCCACGGAGGGAGGAAAUCAGGCAGACCUAGAACAGGCCAGGGCGCUUUGCCUGCCUGGACACCCUCCAUGGCUGGCUGCUUGUGAUGCAGACCAUGCCAGGAUGGACAGAAUAACUUAUGAUGCUCAUCCCCACCCACCACUUCCGAGACAUUGAGCGGAAGCCAGAAUACCUCCAGCCGGAGAAGUGUGUCCCACCUCCCCAGCCCGGUCCUGUGGGAACCAUGUGGUUUAUCCGCGACGGCUGUGGCAUCGCCUGUGCCAUUGUUACCUGGUUUCUGGUCCUCUAUGCGGAGUUCGUGGUCCUCUUCGUCAUGCUGCUUCCAUCCCGAGACUAUGUGUACAGCAUCAUCAAUGGAAUUGUGUUCAACCUGCUGGCCUUCCUGGCCCUGGCUUCCCACUGCCGGGCCAUGCUGACGGACCCCGGUGCGGUGCCCAAAGGAAACGCCACUAAAGAAUUCAUCGAGAGUUUACAGCUGAAGCCCGGGCAGGUGGUGUACAAGUGUCCCAAAUGCUGCAGCAUCAAACCCGACCGAGCCCACCACUGCAGUGUCUGUAAGCGGUGUAUCCGGAAGAUGGACCACCACUGUCCCUGGGUCAAUAACUGCGUCGGCGAGAACAACCAGAAGUACUUCGUCCUGUUUACAAUGUACAUAGCGCUCAUUUCCUUGCACGCCCUCAUCAUGGUGGGAUUCCACUUUCUGCAUUGCUUUGAAGAAGACUGGACAAGGGCCAACCCCGUUUUAGCAGAUCAGCAGCAAGCCUACGGACUGCCCAGGCAAGGGGCAGCAGAGGCCCGAAUCUCCAUGGAAAAAAAGCAGCCCCUUAAAGUCAGAUCCACAGAGUGCAGCUCCUUCUCGCCGCCCACCACGGUGAUCCUCCUCAUCCUGCUGUGCUUCGAGGGCCUGCUCUUCCUCAUCUUCACAUCAGUGAUGUUUGGGACCCAGGUGCACUCCAUCUGCACAGACGAAACGGGCAUCGAGCGCCUCAAACGAAAGCACCAGCCCAGGGAGCACCGGGGCAGCUGGAAGGCGGUUAAGGAGACCUUUGGUGGGAAUUUCUCCCUGAACUGGUUCAACCCCUUCUCCCGACCGUGCGACCCAGAGCCUCUCAAUGACAGGGCCUGGGUGCGGCAGGUGGCCUCGCUGUCCGACACGGACAACACGGAGACGACGGAGGAGCAGUCGGAGGAGAGGAAGGAUGAGGACUCUGUGGAGGUGAUAGAUGAGUGACGCUGCCGCGGAGGGAGGGCCGGACACCGAAAAGCCCCGGGCAACCCCGGCUGCGGGCGUCAUGGCCACGGCGAGGUCAUGCCGCGCCAGCCCGCACCCCUGCACCCCCACUGCACCCCGCCACUCCCCACGGGCCCCUCGCUGCCAUCGCCAGCCCCCUACCCCCUCCUCUCUCCCCAGGCUGGGCCAGGUCUAGGGAGUGGGUUGGGGGUGACGUGGGGACCAGAGACUCUCGGGGUCCAUCCAAGAAGAGUCUUGGCUGUGCUUCCAAGAUGGGCACCCCUUGUGACGGGCACUGCCUGGCCAGCUACAGACGCUCUGAACAGGGCAGCCCAGGGGCAGGGAAGAACUUACCUCUGGAUUUUCUUGGGAUGUCUGUCUCCUCUCGAAAAGGUUGGGGCCCCGGCUCCUGGCUUUUGAGAACGAAGGCCGUGAUUUGAUGACAGAAAGACAGGAUAGGGCUGGCCUGGGGCCCUGGGGUGGGCGCUGACGCCAGGACAGACAAGCCUCGGAAGUCUGCAGGGGGCCAGCUGCUCCCGGAAAGGCUUCCCCGAGCCUGUCUACACUGGGCCAAAGGCAGGACUCCUGCGGCAGCUGGCACAGGCCAAGCCCCAUACUGGAGCUGUGAACACACAUACAUGGACACGUGCCCGGGAUGGAAACACGGGUUAUGUCACUGUGUCAUGACACCAGCGCCAAAACUCAGCUCCCUUUCCAUCCCAAAGAUUCUAGAACCGUCACUGAGUCAGACAGCUCGGAGCAUUCCUGCCUUGUGGCCACUGAUCUGUCCGUUCACACACAGGGACGGGGGAGAGGACCUACUCAGAGCUGGGGGGCGGAUUCUGACCGCCCCGCCGAGAGCUUAAUUAGCUUUCCCUCUGGAGGGAGCCUAACCACCCACUUGUGCAGAACUGACCAGAAAUCUGGCCCCUGUGUUUUAGACCAGGUCUCCCAAGAUAGGGUCCAUCGUGUCUCUGAAAGAUAGGUGGUACCCAGGGCCCACAGAUGGGUGGACCAGGAAGACCAGACAGAUGCACGGACAGACUCACGUGAGCACACGCACCGCACUUUUCCAGGAUGAGCCUGGUCCCCGUGUGAAGCCUGAAGUGUCUGUGACCAUGACCGAAGGCCUCAGCAGGGUCCCUAGGGCUCCAAGACCCCAUUCCAGGGGGUGCCAAAGACACGUCUUGCACACAAGAGUCCCGCAGAGGGUUUGGGCCUCAGUUUGGCAUAAGAAUAGACUGGCCACCCCAACCUCCCCUGAGGAAACCUUCGCUCCCUCUGGCCCGUGGCCCUGGGGUCAGCAGGCACCAGGAUAGAGGAGGGCUCGGGCACCGAGGCAGAGCCGGAGUCACACCCCCCCACAGAGGGCCUGUGGCCCCAGUUAAAUCGGGGAGAAGGUCAGCGUUUGGGGGUGCAGCCCAAGACACUUAGGAAGAAAGGUUGUGGGGACUGUGGGAAGAGGAGGGCCAGGCAGCGGCAGCAGCUGUGAAGGGCUGUGACCCUGUCACAGAGAGACCCCCCCAUCGGCAGCUGAUGACCCACCAGGCCCCCAGGCUAACUGCUCAGAGGGGCUGGAGCUCAGAGCCACCUGACCUGAUCCCCGCUCAGAGCCCUCAGAACACGUCUCGUGAGGGGGUGACGGCAGGGCUCUCUCAGUGACAGAGCAGCUGGAAAGGCCCAGACCUCCCACACCCAGACUGUGGCCCUAUCUUCUUGGUCCCUAUCAGCUUUAAUAUUUAUUAACGACGAUGUCAGGAGCCCUGGUCGCUCCGAAGGCCAUUACCCCGCAGCCAGGCGGGCCGCUGCCGCUCGCCGCUUUGGGAGGCCGUGCUUCGAUCACGGAGGCCUGCCCUUUCCUGUCCUGGUCCGGGAGGCAGGUGGACUGCGACCAAAGACCCCACACUGCAGAGCACGCCCUGGAGGGCAGUUAGAAUAGGGGAGAGGGCUCCCCGGCCGCUGCUGGCAGCCCCAGUGGCAGUGCUGACUGUCGAGUGGCCCUGGGAGGCAUGUCACCUGCAGUCAGACUGGCCUCCCUGUCGGGCGAGCCCAUCCACAGCUGGGGACGCAAACCCGGCCGACCCUGAGCUUCCCCCGCGCUGCUGACAGGUGGCCUUGCCCUCCGUGGAGGCCGUUGACAGCAUAACGCUGUGCUUGCCUCAAACUGACAGGAUCGUAACUCUUCCCAACCCGACGAGGACCACGGGGAGGGAGGCUGGGCGCAAGCGUCCCCCUCGUGCUCCCGGAAUAAAAAGCUCUUUGCUCGAC